GGCAUCCCCGUCGGACGCCGUUCCGGACUAUUAAUAGAUAAGACUCAUUCUCCGGCAAUCUCAGAAACAGAGGCGAACGCUUCCGCCGCUCCAGAUAGCGUCCUAGUGACCCCUUUUAACCCAUGACGUGGAAAUGAACAAGCAAGUGCUUCUCAGCCUUUUCCUAGCCAGUGCAUUGGUUUGCAUUUUUGGUAACGAUGCGACGGAUGACCGGGAACCACCAACUAUACUGGUGGCCUUGUUGGUCCGAAACAAGGCCCACACUCUACCAAUGUUUCUAAGCUAUCUGGACCAGCAGGACUAUCCCAAGCAGAGGAUCGCCUUCUGGCUGCGUUCCGAUCACAACGCAGAUGACAGCGUAAAUGUUCUCAAGCAGUGGCUGGAUCACUCUGCCGAAUCCUAUCACAGUGUCAACUUUAGUUUCGAAACGGAUGAGAAGAGCUAUCCCAAUGAAAGCUCUCCUUACGAAUGGUCCUCGUCACGUUUCAAGAAUCUGAUUAGUCUGAAAGAGGAGGCUUUCGGCUAUGCUCGUGAUAUUUGGGCAGACUAUGUGUUCUUCCUGGACGCUGACGUCAUGCUAACCUCCCAAGAUACCCUCACUAAGCUCACCCAGCUUCGGUUGCCAAUUGUGGCUCCCAUGUUGCUGUCGGAGAGCUUGUACUCCAACUUCUGGUGCGGCAUGAGCGAGGAAUACUACUACCAGCGCACGGAUGAGUACAAGGAGAUAUACCACCUGAAGAAGGUGGGCAGUUUCCCAGUGCCCAUGGUCCACACAGCCGUCCUGGUUGACAUGAACUACAAGGGCGUGAAAAGUCUCACCUUCGAUAAGAGCAAGUUGCAGGAAAUGCAGAAAAACAGGAAGCAGGAGCCACUGUUCGACGGUCCGUCUGAUGACAUUAUCGUGUUCGCCAUAUCGGCCAAUAGCUCGGGAAUUCCACUGCACAUCUGCAAUGAGAUCACAUUCGGCUACAUUCUGCAACCGUUGGAGCCAGGUGAUUCGUUGGACAACGAUAUUCAGCAGCUGGUGCAUAUCAGGGCCAGCAUGAUCACUGACCUGGGAGAGGUGCCUCCAUUACACGACUAUUACCAGCACUUGGUGACCAAGCCGGAGAAGUCGAAACUAACACUGGAUCACAUCUUCAUGAUCAAUCUGGAGAGGCGUCCCGAGAGACGGGAGAAAAUGGAGAAGCUGUUCGACGAAAUUGGGUUGGACGUGGAACACUUCCCAGCUGUGGAUGGCAAGGAGCUGAAUGUCGAGCGGGUAAAACAAAUGGGCAUCACGUUCAUGCCGGGCUACGAGGACCCUUAUCAUCAUAGACCCAUGACCAUGGGUGAGAUUGGAUGUUUCCUUAGUCACUAUCGAAUCUGGGUAAAGAUGGUGCAGGAAAAACUAAAGGAGGUUCUCAUCCUGGAAGAUGACAUACGCUUCGAGCCCUACUUCCGAAGCAAUGCAGUUCGAGUGUUGAACCAGGCUAGGAAUGUGGUGGAAUACGACCUUAUCUACUUUGGACGCAAACGUUUAAAGGAAAAGAGUGAGCCCUGGGUGGCAGAUACUGACACCUUGGUCCAUGCCGGCUACUCCUAUUGGACCUUGGGAUAUGUCCUAUCCUACGAAGGUGCUCUCAAGCUGCUGGCAGCCAAGCCGCUGGAGAAACUUAUACCUGUAGAUGAAUUCCUGCCUGUGAUGUUUAACCGUCAUCCCAACAAGACCUGGAGCGAGGCCUACCAGAAACGAGAUCUUGUGGCUCUCAGUGCCGCUCCGCUUUUGUUGUAUCCCGUUUACUACACUGGAGAUUUCGGCUACAUUUCCGACACGGAAGAUUCCCAGCAAAUUAAUGUGGAAUCCAAUGAAGGCGAAGCCAGGCUGAAAAGUGAUAGGGAGCAGGUCUUUCUCAAAGAGGUCGAGGACAGUUCGGAGCAGCAACUAAAGCUGGGCGAGAGCAUAUCUGGCACCAAGAGCCACCAGGAACUCUGAUAUAUGGAAACAUUCAAAUACCAAAUGCCAAAUUUAAUUAGACUAAGUUAGCCUAAUUCUUCCAAAUGCCAAAAGUGCCUUCAUAUCCAAAUCCAAAGCUAUUGACAACGAAAGAUCAAAUUAGAUAUAAGUUUUUAACCGUAGUUAAGUAUGUUUUUAAUAUUUUUUGCUUACGUUUUCUCAACUCAUUAAGUAGUUUGAGUUAUUUUGACGAUUUUAAGAGCUUGCUCGAAUACUUUUUAUUGUUUAUUUCAAAACUGUUCCUAUCAGACUAAAUUUAAUAUGAAAGUGGAACUAAAGAACCAAAACUGAUACAAACUGAGAUAAAAGUUAAUUACCAGCCGAUAGUCAACCUAUCUUCCUACCUUGAACUUAAGAUCUAAGAUAAGCGUUAGCAAUGAGCUAACUUUUAGGGAUAUUUUAAACACGGUAGUUGAUACAAAAUCUCACUUUAUUCCAUUCACCAGUAAUGUGAAAAACUAUAAAAACUAACGAUUUGUAAA
Messenger RNA from Drosophila ananassae, 2478 nucleotides. Its product is annotated as glycosyltransferase 25 family member. Lineage: Eukaryota; Metazoa; Arthropoda; Insecta; Diptera; Drosophilidae. Bases 134 to 1975 code for a protein of 613 amino acids. Gene Ontology annotation, molecular function: procollagen galactosyltransferase activity. The record is from RefSeq and is a predicted model, not a curated record. The transcript is spliced from 2 exons.